Messenger RNA from Rattus rattus (black rat), 2003 nucleotides. RefSeq names its product tryptophan hydroxylase 2 (gene Tph2). Gene Ontology annotation, molecular function: iron ion binding; tryptophan 5-monooxygenase activity. The transcript is spliced from 11 exons. NCBI's taxonomy places the organism in Eukaryota, Metazoa, Chordata, Mammalia, Rodentia, Muridae. Gene Ontology annotation, biological process: aromatic amino acid metabolic process; serotonin biosynthetic process. The record is from RefSeq and is a predicted model, not a curated record. Gene Ontology annotation, cellular component: neuron projection. Bases 113 to 1585 code for a protein of 490 amino acids.
UUCUGGACAGCGCCCCGAGCAGCCAGCUGCCGCUAACCUUCCUCCUUCAUCUCUGCCAAGGCUGCCCCUCUGGUCCCCCCUGCUGCUGAGAAAGAAAAUUACAUCGGGAUCCAUGCAGCCCGCAAUGAUGAUGUUUUCCAGUAAAUACUGGGCCAGGAGAGGGUUGUCCUUGGAUUCAGCGGUGCCAGAGGAGCAUCAGAUACUUGGCGGCUUAACACAAAAUAAGGCUACCGCUAGCAAAAGUGAGGACAAGAGAAGCGGCAAAGAGGCUGGCAAAGGCGACACUUCGGAGAGCAGCAAGACUGCGGUUGUGUUCUCCCUGAAGAAUGAAGUUGGCGGGCUGGUGAGGGCACUGAGACUCUUCCAGGAAAAACACGUCAACAUGCUCCAUAUUGAAUCCAGGAGGUCCCGGCGAAGAAGUUCUGAAGUCGAAAUCUUCGUGGACUGUGAAUGUGGCAAAACAGAAUUCAACGAGCUCAUUCAGUUGCUCAAGUUUCAGACCACCAUUGUGACGCUGAAUCCACCUGAGAACAUUUGGACGGAGGAGGAAGAACUAGAGGAUGUGCCGUGGUUCCCUCGGAAGAUCUCUGAGUUAGACAGAUGCUCUCACAGAGUCCUCAUGUACGGCACCGAGCUUGACGCCGACCACCCAGGAUUCAAGGACAACGUCUAUCGACAGAGGAGGAAGUAUUUUGUGGACGUGGCCAUGGGUUAUAAAUAUGGCCAGCCCAUUCCCAGGGUGGAAUACACAGAAGAAGAGACUAAAACUUGGGGUGUUGUGUUUCGGGAGCUCUCCAAACUCUACCCCACUCACGCUUGCCGAGAGUACCUGAAAAACUUCCCCCUGCUGACCAAGUACUGCGGCUACAGGGAAGACAACGUCCCGCAGCUGGAAGACGUCUCCAUGUUUCUGAAAGAGCGAUCUGGCUUCACAGUGAGACCAGUGGCUGGCUACCUGAGCCCAAGAGACUUCCUGGCUGGGCUGGCCUACAGAGUAUUCCACUGCACUCAGUACGUGCGGCAUGGCUCCGACCCUCUCUACACCCCGGAACCAGACACAUGCCAUGAGCUCCUGGGACACGUGCCACUGCUGGCAGAUCCCAAGUUCGCUCAGUUUUCGCAAGAAAUAGGCUUAGCCUCUCUGGGAGCCUCAGACGAAGACGUUCAGAAACUGGCCACGUGCUAUUUCUUCACAAUCGAGUUCGGCCUUUGCAAGCAAGAAGGUCAACUGCGGGCGUAUGGAGCAGGGUUACUUUCCUCCAUCGGAGAAUUGAAGCAUGCUCUUUCUGACAAGGCGUGUGUAAAAGCCUUUGACCCGAAGACAACCUGCUUGCAGGAAUGCCUAAUCACCACCUUCCAAGAUGCUUACUUUGUUUCCGAAAGUUUUGAAGAAGCCAAAGAGAAGAUGAGGGAUUUUGCAAAGUCAAUUACCCGUCCCUUCUCAGUGUAUUUCAACCCCUACACACAGAGCAUUGAAAUUCUGAAAGACACCAGAAGUAUUGAGAAUGUGGUGCAGGACCUGCGCAGUGAUUUGAACACCGUGUGCGACGCCUUGAAUAAAAUGAACCAAUAUCUGGGGAUUUGAGCCUAGAACCAGUGCUAUUGUCAGCACGAGCUCUUGGGGGCUUAGCAACAAUGCAGUCAAUGUUAUCCAACAUCAACAACUUUCUGUGUCAUGGCUGGCUAGUAAGCAUGCAAUUCCAUAUGUCUAUACCUCUAUGUAACUUAACAUACAAAAAUGAUCUAAGAAACCCAGGCAGAUGACCAUUCAGCAUUUGAAAGAUUGUGAUCUAUUCGAACAUCUCAAGUAGAUUUGACAUUUCUGAUUAGUGAGCAAACUGUAACUUAAGCAAACUGUGUCUUUAAAAUUUGUAGCCAACAUUCCUCACACAAUUCCAGCUGCUGAGUCGUUGACCUUUUCUUCCUUGGACCUGAGUCUUUCCUCUGUUCAUUAGAUAAAAUGAAAACAGCUGGGAGGUGGUUUCUAUUUUCAAUAGUAUCGG